Messenger RNA from Rubroshorea leprosula, 2304 nucleotides. NCBI's taxonomy places the organism in Eukaryota, Viridiplantae, Streptophyta, Magnoliopsida, Malvales, Dipterocarpaceae. The record is from the annotation of a GenBank genome assembly.
CACAGAAAGUUGGUUGUCUAGCAACAUGAUUUGAACGCCGAAUAAAGCUAGUGGGUACGAACUGGAUGAGGUGUUGGUGAAUUCUGAAUUCUGAUUAGCGUUGGUGAGCCGUCAUUGUACUGUUUGUUAGGUUUCCUUCUUUCCCAGAUCGAAGCUACGACGGGAAGAGGGAGAGAAGCGUUAAGAUGGCAGUGGCGCAGCUGAAGUUUUGUACAGGGAUUCUUCUGUUCAUCCUCAUUUCUUUGUGGAGUUCUGUUCUCAGCGUUGUUGCUUCGAUUCACGAGUACAGAAUGGAGUCAUUUAGUCAGAAAUCGAAUGCCUGCUUCUUCCAUGGUGGAAGUGAAGGGCUCUACGCUUCUAAGCCUCACCAAACUUCAUCUUCCUCCUCUGCUGAAAAAGGGAAAUCCUUUAUUAGGUUUGAUUCUGUCAACUUUGUGAGGACAAAAGAGUCUGCUCUUAAGGAGAAUGAAAUGCAGCAGAGUACGGGGGUGGUGGAAGCAAUCAUAUUGGAGGUCAAGGACAGAGAAAGAAUUGGUUCUGAUAUGAUUUGCUGCACGCGAAGUCUUUCAGAGGAUGGUUCCUGCAAGGUUGGUGAGGUUAUCAUCCACAAAAACCCAGACAACCCUGAGUGGCCUAAACGCAUAAAGACUUCCUUUGAGGGGAAUAAGGAAGAAGCUAAAAUGGAUAUUGAAGAGAUUGAAAUAAAUAGUACUGGUAUGUACUACCUUUAUUUCAUGUUUUGUGAUCCGCAUUUAAAUGGUACUCUAAUCAAAGGAAGAACCGUAUGGAAGAAUCCAAAUGGUUAUUUACCAGGGAAGAUGGCUCCUCUGAUGACCUUUUUUGGCAUCAUGUCUUUAGCAUACCUUCUGCUUGGUCUAGGCUGGUUUCUUAGAUUUGUGCAGUUCUGGAAGGAUAUCAUACAUUUGCAUUACCAUAUCACUGUGGUGAUUGCCCUUGGUAUGUGUGAAAUGGCAGUCUGGUACUUUGAAUAUGCUAAUUUUAAUUCGACUGGGAGGAGACCAAUGGGUAUUACAUCAUGGGCAGUAACUUUUAGCUCAGUUAAGAAGACUGUAUCUCGCCUCCUCCUUCUGGUGGUGUCCAUGGGCUAUGGUGUGGUGAGGCCAACCCUUGGUGGCCUAACAUCACGGGUACUUCUACUUGGCUUGGUAUAUUUUAUUGCAACAGAGGCACUUGAGCUGGUCGAAAACUUGGGAAACAUCAAUGACUUUUCUGGGAAAACCAAGUUAUUUUUGGUGCUGCCUGUUGCUUGUCUGGAUGCUUGGUUUAUCCUAUGGAUUUUCUCUUCAUUAUCGAAAACAUUAGAGAAACUUCAGAUGAGGAGAAACAUGGCAAAACUUGAAUUGUACCGAAAAUUUACCAAUGCACUUGCAGUAUCUGUGCUUUUGUCUAUUGCUUGGAUUGGCUUUGAGUUAUACUUCAAUGCAACUGAUCCACUGAGUGAGUUGUGGCAAAUUGCAUGGAUCAUCCCUGCUUUCUGGAAUUUAAUUGCAUACACUCUCCUGGUGGUUAUAUGUAUUCUCUGGACUCCUUCACACAACCCAACCAGGUAUGCAUACAUGGAGGAGACAGGCGAGUACUCUGAUGAGGAGGGUAUUGCAUUGACGAGCGCUACUGGGGAAGUAGCAAGUAAGCUGGAAAGGAAGGAAAGGAAAGGAUCUAUUGUAAUAGGAGAAGAUCUCGAAGAGGACAAGCGUGAAUAGAGAGGAGAGGACCUUGUACAAAAAUACCAAUUCCUGAAAUCCCCAGCUUGGAUCCACAAUCUGUAUUGUAUCUACAAAAAUACUGUGACUGAAAUACCACGAACAGUCAUGAAAACUGAUAUGAUGAAAAUUUUUACAGCUGAAAUUGUGACUUUCUGACCUUUUGCUAACUUAUAAUCAGCAAGACAAAGACAUCCUUCUUCACCUUUCUGAUGUGUUUGUCUGCUUUUAUCUUGUCGUUUCGUUACAUUUGGAGAUAGUGAUUUCAAACACAGCCAAUUACUUUUUAUUCAAAGCAUUUGUUAGACAAUUUUAAUGUUUUUGGGAACCACUCUACUCAAUUGCCAUCAUCCUAUUGGAAGCACAAUAAUGCUAGGUUUAACCAUAGCAGGGGGAAAGAAAAAGAAAAAGAAGAAUCGAAAAAUCCUAAUAUUUAUAUACCACCUUCCGUAAACAGUAUCAAUCAUCUCUUCCACAGGAUCUAAUUCAGAUUUCUUGAGAGCCACCAUGGUUGAGUAAAGUCUCUCCUGGACCAAGGGAAACUUUGUCAGAUUAAGAUAACGAAUGAAAUUCUCAACAUGGU